Molecule: messenger RNA, 1743 nt
Organism: Raphanus sativus (radish)
Lineage: Eukaryota; Viridiplantae; Streptophyta; Magnoliopsida; Brassicales; Brassicaceae
Product: 4-substituted benzoates-glutamate ligase GH3.12
Exons: 4
Coding region: 1-1743 (580 amino acids)
Cellular component (GO): cytoplasm
Molecular function (GO): acid-amino acid ligase activity
Source: RefSeq, a predicted model, not a curated record
AUGAGUAUGUGGUCUGAUCUCAGCGACAAAUUAGACGAGAAGGUUUUGGAAGACUUGACGUCUAAUGUGAAGCAAAUACAAGACGAUGUAUUAAGGGAGAUACUCACACUUGCUAACACUGAGUGUCUUAGGCCUUUUCUCAAUGGGAGUUCUGAUAAAGAUGCUUUUAAAAAGAAUGUUCCCGUGACGACCUACGACGAUGUGAAGCUUUUCAUCGAUCGUGUCGCAAAUGGAGAGCCCUUUGAUGUAAUUUCAGGCACACCUAUUACCGGAUUCUCACUAAGUUCCGGAACUUCCGGAGGAAUACGGAAGAGGUUUCCAUGUACCAAGGAAUACUUGGAAAACUUGAACUUCAUCUAUUGUUACCGCUCACUCGUUAUAAGCAAACAUUUUGAUGGUCUUGAGCAUGGAAAGGGAAUGGUGUUUAACUUUUGUGUUCCAGAGCACAUAACUCCCUCUGGGUUGCCAGUUUCAGCUGCCACGACGCUCUUCUUUAAGAGUGAUUACUUCAAGAACCGACCAUCAUAUUGGCAUUGGUCAUUCACAAGUCCUGAUGAAGUCAUAUUGUGUUCAGACAACAAACAGAGUAUGUAUUGUCAUCUUCUCUGUGGAAUAGUUCAAAGAGACGAGGUUGUGAAGGUUGGUACAGCCUUUGUUUCUACAUUGCUUCGUGUAAUUACAUUUCUUGAAAAACAUUGGAAAGAAAUCUGCACUAAUAUUCGUUAUGGUCGUCUUAGCGAGUGGAUCACUGAUGUAAGUUGUAGGGACUCUGUUUCAAAGAUCCUUGGAGAACCUAAUCCUGAGUUGGCUGAUCUCAUAGAAAAUGAAUGCGACCAAAAGUCAUGGGAAGGUAUAAUUCAAAGACUUUGGCCUAAAACCAAAUUCAUCGAAAGCAUUGCAACUGGCCAAAUGGCUCAACACAUCCCGACGUUGGAGUUUUACUCUAACAAGCUGCCUUUGAUUUCUUCGAGUUACGUUUCUUCGGAAACAAUGUUUGGGAUUAAUAUGAAUCCUCUAUGCAAACCACAAGAUGUGUCAUACACGUUUAUGCCCCACUUUUCAUAUUUCGAGUUUCUACUUGUUGAUGCUGGUGAUGAAGUCGAAAUUGUUGAUCUUGUGGAUGUCAAGCUAGGGUGCCAUUACGAGCCUUUGGUCACAAAUCACUCCGGCCUACACCGAUAUAAGAUGGGUGAUAUUGUACAAGUGACUGGAUUUUACAAUAGUGCACCACAGUUUAGAUUUGCCCGUAGAGGAAAUUUGGUUCUAAGUGUUCAUAUGGAGACAACUACGGAUCAAGAUCUUUUAAAUGCGGUGACACGUGCAAAGACGGUUCUUGAAUCAUCAAAUUUGAUGUUGUUGGACUUCACAGGCUAUGCUGAUAUUUCUUCCAUUCCAGGUCACUAUGUUCUUUAUUGGGAACUCAAAGGAAAAUAUAACAAUAAUGACAUUGCUGAAAUUGAUAACAAGAUUUUAGUAGAAUGUUGUUACGUGGUGGAGGAAUCCCUGGAGAAUUUUUACAAAGAAUAUAGGAGAAACGGAUGGAUUGGACCUCUAGAGAUAAGAGUGGUGUACCCAGGAACUUUUGAUUCUCUCAUGGAGUUUUUCAUCAGUCAAGGUGCUUCUUCAACUCAAUACAAGACACCCAUUUGCAUCAAAUCUACAGAGGCCAUAGCAAUCUUAGAAGAAAAGGUUCAUGCUCGAUUCUUUACCGGAAAGUCCCUUUCUUUGAAGUUUUCAUCUUAA